AUGGAGAUACCAGAGUUUAAGGUCGGAGAUCUAGUUUGGGCAAAAAUGAGAGGAUAUCCGCAUUGGCCGGCUCAAGUAAGUGCUUGUUUUCGCAUUCAUCGCAUUUUUAGAUAUCAAAAAAUCCAACUCAGUCUAAUGGGAAGUACGUUGUGUCCUUCUUUGGUACACAGGAGUCUGCUUUUGUAAAACCGUCCGACAUUUGCGAUUAUUUUCAAAAUUUGGAUACGUAUGGGAUUCCAAGAAAGCUGAACGAUUUCCAAAAGGCGAUGGAGGAGAUCAAAGAAGUCGCCAAAAAGAAGGCCAAGAAAGGGCAGAAGAAGGAAAAUUCGAAUUCAACUCCCAGACAACAGAGGAAUCGUAUUCCAAAUCGACUGAUAUCCAACGAAGACUUUGUUGUACCUCAACCCAAGAAACUGAAGGGUGAAGAGAAAUCUGGCAAAUCUGACAGUGGUGCUCCAAGUCAAAACAAUUCGCCGAGGAAAAGGACGGACAGUGCUAGUUCAACGGAGAGGUCUCGGAAAAGAAUUAGUUAUUCUGAGAGAUUCGGGGUCGAUCUUUCUGACAUCGAAUCUACAUAUCCAAAUGCGGUAUGUGGGAACGAUGAAGAUCUAUUGCUUUUAGGUUAGAGACAAUUUAUUUCCUGGAUUCCCGAUGUUCGAAGGCCUUGAAAGUGAACAAUCUGAAGAUGAGAUAAACAAACUAUUAGGUGUCAGGAAACGGAGGAGGACUAGAUCUCGGUUGUUUGAUGAUUAUUUUUUGCCAGGGACAGGGAAACGAGAUCGAUCGGGAUCAUUCUCCUCGACGAAUGGCAGAACCAGGUUGGUUUUAAUAAGAAAAUGGGUAGUUUUCGUAUCUUGAAUUACCUAAAAAAUUGUAGAUUAAUCAGCGGAUUCUCCGAUACCUUUGACGAUUUGGAUUUCAAUCCGCAUGUUUUAUUCAACGCCAUCGAUGACUUGCCCAGUGAAGAGUCAGACCGCGCAAUCACUCCUGAAGCACCCACUGCAAUGCCAUUACAAGAGAAGAAGUGUUACUCCUGUGGAUGUUUAUGUGAUGUCGUAAAACGGAAAUGGAAGUAGGUCUUGUUGAUUUAGUUUCUGUUUUUAAGCGAAUUGGCGUAAUUUCGAAUCCUUAGGUGUUCCAAUCGCGAUUGCAAUAGGUGGAACGGAGUUUUGGAGACACCGUCGAUGAAACCGGCAUCUGUUCACCCUCUGGCAUUUAAUUGGGACAAGACUUAUCUUGAAGAUAUUCCUAUGUCCGAUUCCUCAGACAAAGCCGAUUUCAAGAAACCUUUGACUUUGGACACGGGAUCGGGAGCAGACAUGGCUGCUGAUCAGAUCACCAAGAUCAAGCAGGAGUUGAUGAUCGAGGAGACUGUCUCAGCCACAGCGACGCCCGUUCCCGAGCCAAGUCCAGUCCAACCGGCGGACCCAGUCCUGGCGAGCAGCAGCUCAAUUUUUCAAUUUAAAGAGCAGAUUCCUCCGCAAAGAGAGCCCCCUAAGGAAAUGCCGCCUGGAAUGAUUCCACCUCAAAAAAGUCAGAUCAUCCACAACCAAGAACCUAGCGGAAUUAGGCUAGAACAAUACGAACCGCAUAAGAGGAUGAUUAGACCGGGAAAUCGAAGCCGAGCGUAAGGAAUUUUGUAUUUAGUGGAGUCUUAAUGCUUUCAUUUGUAAUAUCGGGUGUAUUUAGGAAGGUAGAAAAAACGCCUCCAGUCACAAGUAAUGGUGUUCGGUAUUGUUAUUUCUGUCCAGGACAGGUGAGGCCACAGAUGUGUGGGGGAAAUAAGCAUCGUUGGCGAUGUGUGGACAAGAAGUGCCGGAAAUGGUAUGGAUGGGUGAAGAGCAGCGAUGAAAUUCCUCGUGAUCUCGGGAAGAAGGGUCGAUGGAAGGAUCUGGUUAUUAGAGUCCAGAGCUCUCAGAAUGAAUUCGAGGAUCGGCUGGCUAGUGAUAUGAUCCAGAAGAAUGGAGAUCAGGUUCGUUUCAUGCCGCAUUGCUUUAAAGAUGCUCGAUCAAUCUGUCUGGAAUUAGAACUUUUUUAGGAUGCUUACGGACAAGAUGAGGAAAGGGGACGUGUCAAAAGAAGAUACCGAAGGUGUAAACCUCAGCCAUGGAGAGAUAUAUCGCCAUUAACCGUGAAGGAGUCAUAUUACGAGCCAUCUUGUAUGGAACAGCGACCUAGAUGGUGGAUUCAGGAGAGAAAAAAAGCAGAUUUCUCUCCUGAAAGGGAGUUUGGGGUUGAUAUUCUGGAUGCCGCGGCUUCGUUCAGACUGAUUGCAAACUCCAUGCUGACUGCGGCCAACACAAAAACCGAUGAAUAUGGUUCUGUUAAUGGUUCGUCUGUGUAAUUCAAGCUGAUAGUUUUAUUUUAGGUGCCCUUGAUCUUUUGAUGGAUUCAUUGAUGUCCUCACUUGGCCCUUUGAUGACGAUUGCCAAGCAUAUUCCCGGUCUUAAUUUACCAGAAGAGACCCUUCAGAGAGUAUGGAAUUCCACAUCUCUUCAUACUCCCAUGUUCUAG
This is a messenger RNA of Bursaphelenchus xylophilus (pine wood nematode), 2514 nucleotides long. NCBI's taxonomy places the organism in Eukaryota, Metazoa, Nematoda, Chromadorea, Rhabditida, Aphelenchoididae. The record is from the annotation of a GenBank genome assembly.